Messenger RNA from Phytophthora sojae, 2295 nucleotides. RefSeq lists its product as hypothetical. Gene Ontology annotation, molecular function: calcium ion binding. Lineage: Eukaryota; Oomycota; Peronosporomycetes; Peronosporales; Peronosporaceae. The annotation marks the transcript as partial. The transcript has 5 exons. The record is from RefSeq and is a predicted model, not a curated record.
AUGUACGUCAAGAGGCUCUCACCACUAGAUCUGUGCGAGAUUUUCUCGUACGGAGACGCCAGGAAGCACCCGCUUGUGCCUCUGAGUCACGUCUGCGAGGUUCUCUUUGAUCUCGACCCCGAAUCGGCGAAUGGCUCGGAUCCGGUUACUGACGAAAUGGAGGAGUUUCUGUAUCAAUUUGCUACUGAGGAAGGAGGAGAAAUCAUAGUGAACAUCCGAGAGGCCUUGCGAGCGCUUAACAUUUGGCAGUCUCGAGUCACUUCUUCAUCCGCUCAAGUUGCUCCAACCAAGGCGGCGUCAGAUGCUCACUCCAAAGCACUCGUCCUCGAAUCCAAGAACAAGAAGCUUAAGGACGUCAUUUCCAACCUGCAAGAGGCCAAUCUACGGCUCAGCAGACAACUGGAAUCGACAAAACUCGCUAUGAGUCCGAAGUCAGCAGAGGAAUCAAUGCCGCCCGCUUGGUCGCCUCGAAGUCGAGCGACAAUGAAGACGUCGAGUGUUGAGGUUUCUCCAGUCAAGUUCAAAGCCACGUCUCCAACCAAACGGACGACAUUUUCACCAUUAGCUUCCCCAAAAUCGAGUUCUUUGCUGCAGGUUGUCAACCUUCACGAGAAAGAGCUGGUGGAGAUAGCGAGCAAGCUUCAAUUCACGGGUGUGAAGCGGCUGGAGGAGAUUUUAAUUGAGGGAGAUGCAGAUUCUACCGGAUUCGUGAAUUUGAAGCAACUUUGCUACAUUUUAGCGGAUCAAUUCGACUUAAAAGUGAGCGAGACGCGGCUGAUCGAAGUGUGUAUGGGCAUGAACUUCAACUCGCAGGCUCAGCUCGACUACAAAGAGUUCGUAGACGUGCUGAUGGAUAUUCUCAUCUACGCCUUACCGGACAUUCGGGAGUCUGCAAAGCGGAAAUCUAUUCUCCGUCUGGACCAGUAUUUACAGAGUGGAUUCCCACCAGGGCGUGAGGGCGCUCGGCAGCUACUGGAUGCCCUUUGCUCCAAGUAUGACUUGGACGGAGACCAGAUUAUUUCAGUGGCAGAAUUGGUGCGCGUGUUUCACGUGGAUUUAGCGAAACAUCACGCUCUCAACCUCCCAUUCCCAUUGGAAGAGCACGAAACCAUCCAACUCGCCCACCCGUUUAUCCAGCACAAUUCACAAGAUAGAUGCUCAGAGGGAUUUUUAUCCUACGCAGAGCUACUUGAUUUCGCGAUUUCGACGAGGUACUUUAAGCGGAUUUUCGAGCGACACAUUUCAUCGGACGACAUGGACGUAGUGAUAGCAGCUCUCGGAUUGGAUAGUUCUGCCUCGGAUGACGACAAAAGUGGAGUUGCAUUGAGGUAUGACGUCCUGUUGAAGAUGGUUUUCGGUUCUCCGGAUCUAAAUGAUGAUCGUUACUUCGACUGCUGCAUCCGAAAGAAGCUUAUGCGCGAGCAGGAUCGACUUCAAGCUUAUAUAACGGAGCUCAUGACAACAAAAGGGUCAUCACACGGGCUGUCGCUUCAGGAUUUCCACGAUACAUUCGUAGUCCAGGCAGACGAACAUCCACUUGCGAUGGUUGAAUUGUUUUUCCUGUUCGGUAGUGCGGGUUUCAACCACGAAGGGACGGUUGAAGUGAAAUCUCUAAAACGUUUCUUGUCAACGAAAUGUUGGCGAGACGAGAAGCGUUCUUCUGGUGGUAAUCGUAGCUCGGCUGCCGAUACUAAAAGUUUCAAUGGUUCGUGCGAUGUCGAAUCACUUAAGAAACUAGUGGCUAAGGGCUGCGCUGGGUACGAUUUGUAUCGUGUACUAGAUGAUCUCUCUCGCAAAUCGCAGGGUUGGCUCACUCAGAGCGCUGUAGUGAAAGAGCUAAUGAAGAUGAUGCACGAGUUAGGGGUCGUUGGGAUCCGCCAAGACGACCUCAAAGCCUUCGUCCAGACUUUGUCAACCCCAGCUGAGGUGAAGCCUGCACGACCUCCUGCCAGAGACGGCAUUCAUUGUGACGUAUUUUUUGACGCGCUUUUUGACUGGAAUGCGAUGAUCAGUAGUAUGCGACUGCCUCACUCGUUGGUAGAAGUUAAGAAGAUUUUAGAGAAGUUCGACUGGGAGCGCGUGGGCUCGAUUCGGCGCGAUGAUUGGAAUAAAGCUUAUCGCCUCCUUUCUCUUGACACGGACAACAAAGGCCACUUCAACGCAGCGGACCUGAAGGCCUAUUUGAGCAAAGAAUUCGAGCGUGAUGCGGUAGAAUUGGACAGCGGCAUCGCGCUAUUGAACAAUGAAGACGCUCUAGCGUCUGUGAUGCGUCUUCUUGCUGGAGACAAGCUCGAU